This is a messenger RNA of Salvia hispanica, 993 nucleotides long. Its product is annotated as BES1/BZR1 homolog protein 3-like. Gene Ontology annotation, molecular function: DNA-binding transcription factor activity. Gene Ontology annotation, biological process: brassinosteroid mediated signaling pathway; DNA-templated transcription. NCBI's taxonomy places the organism in Eukaryota, Viridiplantae, Streptophyta, Magnoliopsida, Lamiales, Lamiaceae. The record is from RefSeq and is a predicted model, not a curated record.
AAAAUGUGAGUUCAAACAGGUCUCCUACGUUGGUAGCCCACAGCUAAUUCUAAUUCGUCGUCUCUCAAUUACUCCUCCACUGCUUCUUAUUUUUCUUCUCUCUAAUAGAGUAGAUAAUUGAGGUGAAUCAACCAAUUAAUUAAUUAUACACAAAAAAUGACUGGGGGGACGCGGACGCCAUCCUGGAAAGAGCGGGAGAACAACAAAUGCCGAGAGCGGCGGCGGAGGGCCUUGUCAGCAAAGAUAUUCGCCGGGCUCCGCCUCUACGGGAACUACACGCUCCCCAAGCACUGCGACAACAAUGAGGUUCUCAAGGCUCUCUGCCACGAGGCCGGCUGGACUGUCGAGCCCGACGGCACCACCUAUCGAAAGGGAUGCAAACCUGUGGAGAGCAUGGAUUUCAUGAAGGGUUCCAUUUCAUCAGAUGGCAACUCUCUGAUUCCAUGGCUCCGAAACCUCUCGUCGUCCGAGCCCCCGUACCACUACAUGCGCGGGGGUGGCUCCAUCAGCGCUCCCGUGACCCCCCUGAGUCCCGGAACCCCUGCCGACUGGAGCAGCUCGUUCGCUCGCCUGCAGCACCCCAUGUCCGUGCCUCCGAGCCCUGGCCGCCAGACGUGGUACCCGAGCGGUACCACUUCUCCAACCUUCAGCCUCGUUUCCUCAAACCCGUUCGGCUCCAGGUCUCUCAUGUGCACCCCGGGGACGUGCUCCCCUGCUGACGUCCCCAUGCCUCAGUUUGUGUUUGGCGCAACGGAUCUCGUGAAGCCGUGGGAAGGAGAGAAGAUACACGAAGAGUGCGGCCCGGAUGAGCUCGAGCUCACACUCGGGAGCUCGAAACCGAGGUAGAUCACCAUGACUCGCUGAGAGAUUCAUGAUGAAUACAUUAAAUAGUUAUGCUUGAAGUCAUGAAUAGUCAGUUUAUCUUGAUUUCUUGAUGCUGUGUCGUUGUGAUUAAUUAUACUUCAAAUAUCAAGGUUUUCUUAUUCAUCCUAA